AGCGGAGAUACAGCAAUCCUGGAAUCACCUGGCCUUGGAUACAAACGCGGGAGCAUCACAGAAGGGAUCGGAGAGGGAGGAAAUCCACCCCAGCAUAGUAGAGAUGAGCUCCUGGAUAUUCCUGCUGCUGUCCUUCCUGCCGUUGAGUUUUGCAAGCUCUCCAGAGCCGCAAUAUGCCCUGAUUGUGCCAUCCGUCCUGCAUUCCGACACAUCCAACCAGGCCUGUGUACAUCUUCAGUACCUCAAUGAGUCAGUUUCCUUGAAGAUUUUGCUGGACUACAACAUGGACCACUAUCCCCUUUGGGAAGGACCUGUGACCGAGAGCCACUUUUAUCAGUGUAUCAACUUCACGGCACCCCCUGCAACUUCUGAGCCGCUGGCCUUUGUGGAGUUUUCUGUCGAAGGCACCACACUUCACUUCAACAACAGGAGAGGUGUGGCUCUCCAGAACAGAACCUCGGCAGUCUUUAUCCAGACAGAUAAGCCUAUUUACAAACCUGGCCAGAAAGUCAUGUUUCGGAUCUUCACUCUGAAUGACGAGUUUAAACUGGUUAACAAAGUGUAUCCGUUGAUCUACAUCACGGAUCCCCAAAGCAAUAGGAUUGCUCAGUGGAAAAAUCAAACUUCUUCCACUAGCUUCUUACAACUGGAAUUGCAACUUGAUGAGUUCCCCAAUCUGGGAAACUAUAGAAUCGUUGUUGCUGAUGAAACAACCUACGACAGUGAUCAGUGGUUUGAAGUAAAAGAAUAUGUGUUGCCAACAUUUAGUAUGAAAACUGACGUACCACAGAGGGUCUCGCCUUUUGAUGAAGAGUUCAAAGUCAACGUUUGUGCCAAGUAUACCUAUGGCCAACCUGUCCAAGGGGUCGUCCAGCUUCGUGUGUGCAGGCAGCGCUAUUACCACCCCCGGUGUGAACGGGAUUCUGAGGGGAUAUGUGAAGCUGUUAGUGCACAGCUGGAUAAAGACGGCUGUGUUUCCAACAUGAUCCAGACAAAAGCCUUCCAACUUCAUGCUGGUCUGGGCCGAGAUCGCUAUUUCUAUGUGUCUCUUCAAGUAAGCACAGUUUUGACGGAGAACGGAACAGGUAUCCAGAAAUCGACAAGGGACUAUGUCUCCGUCUACCUAGCCAAAAAGUCCGUAUCUCUGGAACACGUAGAUCCAUACUAUAGACGACAAAUUCCAUACACUGGAAAGAUACGACUGAGAGAUGAGGAUUACGCCCCCAUUGCGAAAGGGCUGCUCUUUCUGGAGUUUGACGGGAAGAUUUUGGGAAACUUCACCACAGACGAGGACGGCGCUGCUCAGUUUUCCAUCGACACCUCCGACCUCUAUCAGCCUAGCUAUAAACUGAGGGUUUACCAUGAACCAGAUCAAUGCACUGAAUAUGGCUGGCUGGAAACAGAUCAGCCAGAAGCCACAACGCAAAUCAACCGCUUCUACUCCCGGACUGACAGCUUUGUGAAGGUAGAGCCAGUUUUGGAAGAACUAAAGUGCGACGAGCAAAGGCCAGUGACUGUGCACUAUGUCCUCAACACAGACCACCAUGAGGGAAAGACCGCUGGACUUGACUUCUUUUACGUGCUGCUGAAUCAAGGCAAAAUUGUAGAUGGUGGCAAACAGCAAGUUAGUGUCAACGUUGGACACCAUGGCACUUUUUCUAUCUUACUGGAUGCUGAUGAGAAACUGUCUCCAAGGGCCAAACUGAUGGUUUAUAUCUUGCAUGACAAUGAGCUGGUGGCUGACAGCAUCUCCUUUGAAGUCGAGAAGUGCUUCCGAAACAAGGUCAGUCUGGAAUUCUCGGAGAAGAAAGCCCUACCUGCCUCUACCGUUGAGCUGAACAUCGAAGCUGCCUCUAAUUCCAUCUGUGCCUUACGGGCUAUAGAUAAGAGCAUCCUUCUUUUGAAACCUGGCGGCGACCUGUCUCCUGGGAGCGUACAAAGCCGACUUUCUCAUAUGCCCAUUUAUGGUUAUUAUUUUGGAGUUCUGAAUCUGGAUGAUGAACUUGUGGAACCAUGCAUUGAGCUGAAAGAUACCUUUUCAAAAGGCUUAUACUAUCUGCCUGUGAAUGUUACCAACGAUGGGAACGUCUUCGAUAUUGUCAAGGAGUUGGGUCUCAAGGUCUUCACCAGUUCAUCAUUGCGGAAACCUGUUGUGUGCAAAAGCGAUUUGGAGUGCAAGAAAAUUUCCUCGGAUUAUAGUGACAAUGAGGUGUUUUCUCAUAAGCGUCAAGUAGAUGCUUUGGCCUACGGUGGUUCUGCUGGUGGAAUCAUGGAAACCGUGAGACAAUACUUUCCUGAAACCUGGAUCUGGAAUACGGUCUCUGUCGAUUCUAGCGGAAAGGCCAGUCUCCCAUACACUGUGCCAGACACCAUCACGGAAUGGGAAGCCAACAUGCUCUGUGUGGACAACGAGACUGGGUUUGGCAUCUCCAAGCCUGCACAACUGACAGCUUUCCAGCCAUUCUUUGUUGAAUUGGCGCUGCCCUAUUCUAUUGUUCGAAAGGAAUCCUUCCUUCUUAAAGGCAAUGCCUUCAAUUAUAUGAAUGUAUGCUCGGAGAUAUCAACUAUGUUGGCAGAGUCCCAAGAUUACAAAGCAGAAAAUCUGUCCCCAGAAAACGACAUCACAGAAGUAUGCCCAAAUGAAAGAAAGACCCAUACUUGGAGAAUUCACGCUCAAACACUGGGCCAGGUGAAUUUCACGGUUACCGCUGAGGCCAAAGCCACUGAACUGAGCGUGGGACGUCGGGACACAGUAAUCCGAUCUCUGCUGGUUGAGCCUGAAGGUGUCAAAAAGGAGGUGACCCAGAGCUCUCUCAUUUGUGUAAAAGGAGCAUCCGCCACUGAACUGGUGUCCUUGCAGUUGCCUGAAAAUCUGGUGGAGGACUCUGCAAAAGCUUACGUUUCUGUCCUUGGUGACGUCAUGGGCACAGCUAUGAGUGACGCAGAAAACUUUCUCCGAAUGCCUACUGGUUGUGGGGAGCAAAAUAUCGCCAUGUUCCUGGCCAAUCUUGCCGUCUUAAACUACCUGAAUGACACCAAGCAGCUGACAGAAGAAAAACGAAGCAUGUUCGUGGGGCGCCUGUCCACUGGAUACCAGAGGCAGCUGUCGUACAGAAUCCACGAUGGAUCCUUCACAACAUAUGGGAACCAGUUUGAACAAGGAAACCUGUGGGUCACAGUGCUCACCUACAAAGCCUUGGCGCUGAGCAAGGAGUGGAUAUAUGUGGAUGACAACGUCCUGGACAGAGCCCUGAUCCUGAUUGCAAGCAAACAGAAUCCAGACGGCUGCUUCCGACAGACCGGGGACAUCUUCAAUAAUGCUGUGAAGGAAGGAGAAAAUUAUUCCCUUCUACUGACUGCCAGGGUCGCUGCGGCACUGCUGGAGGCUGGACGUCCCAGUUCGUAUCCAGUGGUGCAGAAAUGUCUCUCUUGCUUGGACACGGCUUCAGCCGGGGGCGCCGACGUUACCUACGAAAAGGCUCUCCUCGCAUAUACUUAUAGCUUAGCCGAGGAUGAAGAACGGCGGCAGAUGCUCUUGGAAGGCUUGAAAAAUGUGGCUACUAAAAUGGGAGGCCUCCUUUACUGGGAAAGGGAAAUCCGGCCCGCACCAGAAACCUUCCGCUCCUUCUACCCUCGCGCACCAUCUGCAGAUAUUGAAAUGACCAGCUAUGCAUUGCUGGCGUUCCUCAGCCAGCCCACCAUAACCCAGGAACUCCUGACUUUUGCCUCGCAAGUCGCUCAGUGGCUCGUCCGACAGCAAAACCCCUACGGAGGGUUCGCAUCUAGUCAGGAUACACACGUUGCCCUCCAAGCUCUGUCCCGCUAUGGGGUCCUCACCUUCACCAAAGAUGCCCAGAACACAGUAGUGAUCAAAAGUGCUGAGGGAACUUUCCAGACCCCUUUCCAGGUGAACAGCGAGAACCGUGUUCUGCUGCAACGCGUUGCCUUGCCCAACGUCCCUGGGGACUACAACGUGGAAGUGCAGGGCUCUGGAUGCGCCUACGUACAGACCACCCUGAGGUACAACGUCAUUCUGCCAUCACAGGCCUCUGGGUUUUCUCUGGCUGUGCGGACAAGUAAUCCUGCCUGCAUGGGUAACUUCUUACCAAGGUUUGAGCUGGUUCUGACAGCCAGCUACACCGGGAAGCGCAAUGUCUCCAACAUGGCCAUUGUGGAUAUCAAAAUGCUGUCCGGUUUUGUCCCUGUCGAAUCAUCUCUACAGCAGCUUUCAAGCCAAGUGAUGCGCAGAGAAAUCAGGAAUGACCACAUGUUGCUUUAUCUGAGAAACGUGUCAUCAAAUACAACAACACUAACGUUCAUGGUAGAAGAAAGCUUUCCUGUAAACAACAACCAGCCGGCUCAAAUUAGAAUGUAUGAUUAUUAUGAAACAGAUGAGUCUGCCAUGGCUGAAUACAACACUGCUUGCCCCCACAGUUCAUCUUGAAACCAACCAAACCAACAGAAAGCAGGAAAAACCACAGCGUGUGCUUCCGUGUUGGAUCAGAUUCAGCAAGCCAUCAGGCCUCUAAAUUGCCAAAGGAGACAUAAAGGAAGGCAGAAUCUUUUUUUAACCUGACAACAGCUGUGAAGUUCUUCAAGGCCCCAAUCCACAUCUUGAAUUCCUCAUUCUUAGAAUAAAACUUUUUAUGACUCUUA
Sphaerodactylus townsendi is the source of this 4656-nucleotide messenger RNA. Its product is annotated as ovostatin-like. NCBI's taxonomy places the organism in Eukaryota, Metazoa, Chordata, Lepidosauria, Squamata, Sphaerodactylidae. Gene Ontology annotation, molecular function: endopeptidase inhibitor activity. The record is from RefSeq and is a predicted model, not a curated record. Bases 104 to 4444 code for a protein of 1446 amino acids. Gene Ontology annotation, cellular component: extracellular region. The transcript is spliced from 37 exons.